AUGGCUAAGUAUAUAUUUUAUUUGUUGAUCUCCAUUUUCAUGCUCUCCAGAAGCUUAAGAAGCAAAGCCAAUGAUAAUGAUGAUAGAAAGGAAUAUAUAGUGUACAUGGGGUCACUUCCUGAUGAUGUGGUGUACUCGCCAACAGCCAACCACAUAAGCCUACUACAAGGUGUUCUUGAUCAGGGCAGUACUGUAGAAAAGUCUUUAAUUACUAGUUACAGAAGAAGUUUCAAUGGCUUUGCAGCCAAACUUACUGAUACUGAAAGACAAAGACUUGCUGAGGUGAAAGGAGUUGUUUCUAUAUUCCCGAACAGGAAUUUUAAAGUUCAAACAACAAGAUCAUGGGACUUCAUUGGUCUGCACCAAAAAACUGAAAGAAAUCCCACAGUUGAGAGUGAUAUUAUAAUUGGUGUUCUUGACACUGGAAUUUGGCCAGAAUCAGAUAGCUUUAACGAUGAAGGUUUCGGUUCUCCACCAAAGAAGUGGAAAGGUGCCUGCAUAGGUGGCGACAAGUUCAAAUGCAACAACAAGAUCAUUGGAGCUCGAUAUUACCUAUCAGAAUUAUCAACAGUUGCUACCGCAAGGGAUUUUAUUGGACAUGGAACCCAUACAGCAUCAAUAGCUGCUGGGAACAAUGUAAAGAAUGUUAGUUUCUUUGGAAUAGCACAAGGGACCGCAAGAGGCGCAGUUCCUUCAGCUAGAAUUGCAGUUUAUAAAGUUUGUGAGGUUGUUUGCAGUGAAAUAAAUGUAUUGUCUGGAUUUGACGAUGCCAUUGCUGAUGGAGUUGACAUCAUAUCAGUAUCACUUGGUGGUUCUGUUCAAGGUGCUUAUGAUGCAGAUGCUAUAACAAUUGGUUCUUUCCAUGGAUUGAGUAAAGGUGUAUUGACCAUCAAUUCUGCUGGUAAUGAUGGUAUAACUGCUGGGACUGUAUCAAGUCCAGCGCCAUGGACGAUGACAGUAGCAGCAAGCAGCAUAGACAGACAUAUUGUAGACAAAGUUGUUCUUGGCAAUGGACAGAUUCUACUAGGCAACUCAGUUAACAGUUUCACAUUGAAUGGAACAAGCUUUCCUAUGAUAUAUGGAAAAGAUGCUGGACAUCAUGACUGUGACAUAGAAAACAGCAGGAAUUGUCUUAGUACCUGCAUAAACAAGACAGCAGUGAAUGGAAAGAUAUUGUUAUGUGAUUUGAUACCACCUGCAUCAGAUGCUUUGGGCGGUGUAUUUGCUGCAGUGGGUCCGAGAAUAGGGCUUAAUGAGAUUUCUUUUGUCGAGCCAGUGCCUGUUGCAGCUGUAAACUUCGCCAAUUAUUCAGCCGCCCAAGCUUACUUCAAUUCAACAAAAAAUCCUCGAGCGACCAUAUUGAAAAGUGAAUCUAUAACAGAUAGUGAUGCUCCUCAUAUUCCAAACUUCUCUUCACGGGGACCAAAUUUCAUUACUCCAGAUAUUUUGAAGCCUGAUGUAACAGCCCCAGGGAUAGAUAUUUUGGCUGCAUAUUCACCUGUAGUUUCACCUUCAGUGUUACCAACUGACCAAAGGAGGGUCAAAUACAAUAUAUUAUCUGGAACCUCCAUGUCUUGUCCCCAUGUUGCCGGAGCAGCUGCAUAUGUUAAAACAUUCCAUCCUAAUUGGUCACCUUCAGCCAUUAAAUCAUCGUUGAUGACUACUGCUUGGGUCAUGAACACUAAUCAAAGUUCUGAUGGUGAAUUUGGUUAUGGAGCUGGGCAUAUUGAUCCUGUAAAAGCUCUAGAUCCUGGACUAGUGUAUGAAACUUCCAAAGACGAUUACAUUAAGUUUCUCUGUGGAAUUGGCUUCGGUAGUAGCAGAUUGAGGCUUAUCACUGGAGAUAAUAGCACUUGCCCCAAAAUUACAAACUUUGAGCCCAAGGAUCUCAAUUAUCCAACACUUGCACAUGAAGUGGUUCAAACAAAUGGGUCUUUUACUGUUGAGUUUCAGAGAAGAGUUAAGAAUGUUGGCCUUCCAAACGCCAAUUACAAAGUAAAAGUUAACUCAAAUCCUAGACUUGAUAUCGAAGUGGUACCAGGAGUUCUUUCCUUCAAAUCCAUGAAUGAGGAGAAGAGUUUUAAUGUGACUGUUAAAGGAGAAGCUUUGCCGAUAAGGACAAUGUUGUCUUCAUCCAUUGUCUGGUCUGAUAGUAUUCACAGUGUAAGAAGUCCUGUUGUGAUUUUCAACAGCCUCUUCACAGAUUGAAAGCUGAAUUUCUUGAUGUUAUUUUACUACUUUGAUAUGUAAUAAUCAAACAUAAUUUA
Messenger RNA from Ziziphus jujuba (common jujube), 2267 nucleotides. Its product is annotated as subtilisin-like protease SBT4.4. Gene Ontology annotation, biological process: proteolysis. The record is from RefSeq and is a predicted model, not a curated record. Bases 1 to 2208 code for a protein of 735 amino acids. The transcript is spliced from 10 exons. Lineage: Eukaryota; Viridiplantae; Streptophyta; Magnoliopsida; Rosales; Rhamnaceae. Gene Ontology annotation, molecular function: serine-type endopeptidase activity.